Messenger RNA from Syzygium oleosum, 2447 nucleotides. Its product is annotated as protein ALTERED PHOSPHATE STARVATION RESPONSE 1-like. The coding region runs from base 150 to 2330 and encodes 726 amino acids. The record is from RefSeq and is a predicted model, not a curated record. The transcript has 4 exons. NCBI's taxonomy places the organism in Eukaryota, Viridiplantae, Streptophyta, Magnoliopsida, Myrtales, Myrtaceae.
CUCCCACUUUUCGCUUUUCACCGCCAGCAGAAAGCCCUAAAGCAGCCGGAGCAGCGGAGGAAAGCUCGCUCUGGCCGCCGUCUCCGACGUGGCAGUUCCAGUAACCGAGCUUUAGCAGUGGGUGUUCCGAGUGGACACGUGCCGCCCUCAUGGGAUGCAGCAGCUCCAAGCUCGACCGCCUGCCCGCCGUCUCCCUCUGCCGCGACCGGACCAAUCUCCUCGAGGACGCGCUCCACCGUAGCUACGCCCUCGCCGACGCCCACGUGGCCUACCUCCACUCGCUCCACUCGUUCGGCGCCGCUCUCCGCCGCCUCUCCGAUCAGUGUCCCCCCCGAGCCGACGGCAGGAGAUCAUCGGAGUCGCCCGCUCACGUCGCCGGCGCCGCGGCACCGCCCGAUCACUCCCCCUCCUCCUCCUCCGGCUCGACCUCCUCGUCUGGCUCCCACAUCCACUUCGAUGACUCCGAAGACGACAACGACGACAGCACCGACAACGUCACCAGCUCGACCACUCCUCUUCUGGCGAGCGACGCCCGCGUCGUCGGCGAGCACGGCGAUUACUACAAUCCGGAAUCGUUGAAUCCGUUCUUCGAGAGAUUCAUGUCGAUCAGUUACAUGAAGAAUCAGCCUACUCAAUCCAUUACUCACACUCUCCCUGUUUACGAUCAUUACAGCGACCAUAACGAGACCAGUCAGAUCUUUUAUUAUCGUUCUUCACAACACGAUGGCCAUUCGGUGUCCAAAGCGCCUCCGCCCCCACCUCCGCCGCCACCGAGCGACUCGACGUGGGACAUUCUGAAUUUCUUCGACGGGUACGACGGAUACGCAGCGCCCGUUGCUAGUCACGACAGAGCGAAGGAAGAGAGCAAAGUUCUGAAGGAGAAUACUCAUGGAGAUCAUGGAGGUACUGGUGAGGGAGUGGAAGCAGGACACAGGGAGCACGUAAAGAGUAAUUACUACGUUAAAGCGCCUUCAGUUUCGGUGUCGGAGAAAGUUGAACCAAAAGAGAAGUGCAGCUAUUCGGCUGAACCGAAAGAUGGCGGAAGCGGAAGAGACGUGUCCGAGAUCGUCAAAGAAGUCGAAGGUCUCUUUAAAACGGCUUCGGAGUCCGGCGACAAGGUCUCAAGAUUGCUCGACCUUGCGAAGUUUCGUUACCACCACAAAAACGGCGUCUACCAAGUUCCGAGCAAGACGACGUUGCAUGCGAUAGCCACGUCGCGAGCAAGCCUCACUGCGAAAGCCGAGGGCGCAUCUGCGAAAGGGGAUGGGGACCGCGACGGGGAUGCGGUGGUGGGCUCGCCGGGGAAUUUCUCGGGCACCUUGAAGAAGCUGUGCAUGUGGGAGAAGAAGCUCUACAAUGAGGUCAAGGCUGAGGAAAAGUUGCGAGUAAUGUAUGGGAGGAAGUGUAGGGAGCUGAACCACAUGAGCAACAAAGGCGCCGACGCGGGCAAAAUCGACGCGACUCGGGCCAUGAUCCAGGCAUUGUCCACGAAACUGCAGAUGGCAAUUCAUGUCAUUCACAAGAUUUCAGUCAAAGCGAACAAGCUCAGGGACGAUGAGCUCUGGCCUUGGAUCCACCAGCUCGUUCAUGGAUGGUUGGAGAUGUGGAAGUCUAUGGAAGAGUGCCACAGGGGUCAGUACAAAGCAGUUGCGAAAGCAAAGAACUUGGAUUCAAUUUUAUCCACCCCGAGACAAAAUGAUGCGGACCAUCUUCAAGAGCUCGUCCAGAUCAAGCUUGAGAUUCAGAACUGGACCUUAUGCUUCUCCAACUGGGUCUUUGCCCAAAAGGGUUGCAUCAGAGCUUUAAAUAGCUGGCUCAUGCGAUGCCUCCCGCACGAACCCGAGCAGACACCUGAUGGAGUUGCCCCCUUCUCUCCCGGCAGGAUUGGAGCGCCGCCAGUUUUCGUGAUCUGUAACCAGUGGUCGCAUUCUCUGGACAGGCUCUCUGAGAAGGAGGUUGUCGACGCAAUGAAAGAACUUUCACUGACCGUCAAUAAGAUCUACGAGCAACACUACACGACACUGCAGCAGAAAAUUACAGCAGACAAGGAAAUGGAGAGAAAGGUUAAGUUCAUAGAGAGGAAGGAGCAGAAGAUUCACAAGGAGAUGCAAGCCAAGGACCGAUCUGCGGUAUUGAAGUUUCGGCAAGAUUCUGCUGCUCCCCUAAGCGCUCGAGGUGAAGUUACAACUGGGAGUAGCGCACAGUCACGUCUCAAGCACAUUUUCAAGGCCAUGGAGAUUUUCUCAGCAGAUUCCGUGAGAGCAUGUGAAGAGCUAUGUACACGCGCCAAAGAAUACCCGCAUUCUCGCCAAAGCUCAAAACGUUUCUGAUCAUAAAGUCUCCCAAUGUCCCUCUAUUUGGACACGUGAACAAAAAACAUGUAUUCUUAUUGCAUGCUUUUAGCUACGCUGACAUAAUAAAGCUUGCAGAGGGCAAUAUUUAUGGUG